Messenger RNA from Homalodisca vitripennis (glassy-winged sharpshooter), 1612 nucleotides. RefSeq names its product RNA-binding protein NOB1. NCBI's taxonomy places the organism in Eukaryota, Metazoa, Arthropoda, Insecta, Hemiptera, Cicadellidae. Gene Ontology annotation, molecular function: RNA endonuclease activity. Gene Ontology annotation, biological process: ribosomal small subunit biogenesis; maturation of SSU-rRNA. The coding region runs from base 152 to 1441 and encodes 429 amino acids. The record is from RefSeq and is a predicted model, not a curated record. The transcript is spliced from 7 exons. Gene Ontology annotation, cellular component: preribosome, small subunit precursor.
AACCUCAAACAACGAAUAAACAACAUACAUCAACAUCGUACAUCGUAUACCUUGCCACAUGGUAUGGUAUGGUUGGUGGGAAGGAACUGUGAACUAUCUAACAUAGAUUUUUGUCGUUUAGUGUAGUAUUCUGGAAUACUGAAGAACUAAAAUGCUUAAUAAACCAGAAUAUCUUGUGGUUGAUACAUCUGCAUUCAUACAAAAUGCACCUGUUCAGGAUAUGGGGAAGAACAUUUUGUCAAUUCAAGAAGUUAUAAAUGAAAUCACAUCAAAAAGACAACUCAGAAGACUUAUAGUGCUGCCUUACGAUCUGAAAGUAUCAAAUGUGUUUCCGGAAAAUAUAUCAUUUAUUACAGAGUUCUCUAAGAAAACAGGAGACUACCCGUCACUGUCAGCUACUGACAUCAAGGUGAUGGCUCUGACCUAUCAGAUGGAGAAGGAGCAUGUGGGUACUGAUCACUUGAAGACAACACCCGCUUACAACAAGGUUGUGUCGUUGAAGCCUCCCCAGCUGUUUGGAGGAGACUCUGUUGGAUUUUUCAAGGGGAGUGAAGAAAAGGAGACAAACAAGACAGAUACAGCCACUGUUGAGAGUUCUGCAACUCAGCAGUCUGAAGACCAAAGUGUGGAAGAAAAGGAGGUUGGAACUGGAGAAAAGGAACAGAGUGAGUUGUCUGCUGGUGAUGUCGAGGACUCCUUGGAAUUAGAUUUCUCAGAGCUGAAAGUGAGUGACGUAUUGCAGCCACUGUCGGACGAUGAGUAUAUCAGCGAGGAGGACAAUGAUGGUAGCGAGGAGGAGGAUGAUGAUGAUGACUCAGAUUGGAUAACACCAGAGAACAUUGGAAAAAUGAAGCAGCAAAUGAACUUUGGGCUCUCUGAAGAUAAACCAGUCACAGUGGCUUGCCUGACAACUGACUUUGCAAUGCAGAAUGUGUUGAAGCAGAUAGGAUUGAACGUCGUCGGUCUGGACGGCAGAGUAAUCAAACAUCUACGCACCUAUAUCUUCCGCUGUUAUGCAUGCUUCAAGACAACAAGUAACAUGACUAAGGUAUUCUGUCCUAAGUGCGGCAACAAGACAUUGAAGAAAGUUGCCGUCUCUGUGGAUGAAAAUGGGAAGCAAGUCAUCCACAUCAAUCCCAGGAAACCUUUGACAGCUCGAGGCAAAAAGUUCUCACUGCCAAAACCGCAAGGGGGGAAGCACGCCAACAACCCGAUAUUGUGUGAGGACCAACCGGUCCCAGACCAGAGACCAACUCGCUUGGCUCGCACCAAGACUAACCCUCUGGACGAAGACUACAUUGCAGGGUUUUCCCCAUUUGUGAUGAGGGAUGUGAAUUCCAAAUCUGCCAUGCUCGGAAUCCGGGGGAAGAACCAAGAAUUUAAGUACUGGAUGAGGAAGAACCCCAAUGAAGUUGUAAAACAUCGCAGGAAGAAGAAGUAAUAAAGAGUAAAACUCAACUGAAAUCGAUUAUUUGAAAGGAUUACAGGAAUACAGAUACUUGUCAGAUAUGUGUAACAACAAACAGAUACAGGACAUUUUGAGAUCUGGUUUUGAUUUAUGUGUUAAAUUUUUAAACAUAUGUUUAUUCUUGUGAAAAGUUAAUAAGUAACA